UGAUUCUGAGACCACGCCCAUUUGUUUAUAGUCUUCAGCAACACAGCGGAUCGCAGAAGAGUAUUCGCAGUCCUCGAUUCUUAAUAAUUCCUCCGAGAGUUUCCACUUCGAGUUGUUAGCUUCACCACUGAGUUAAAAUGGUGGACUACAGCAAGUGGAAGGACAUCGAAAUUUCUGAUGAUGAAGACGACACCCAUCCAAAUAUUGACACACCAUCGUUGUUUAAAUGGAGACAUGAAGCUAGAGUGCAAAGAAUGGAGGAAGAGAAGAGGGAGCAAGAGAGGCUCGCAAAAGAGAAAGCAGAGUUUGAAAAAAAAUUAAAAGCGUCAAGCGAAAGUCCGAGCGCAUUUGCACUAAAACAGUUAGAAGCUGAACGAAAGAAAAUUGAAGAAUUGGAGCUGGAUGUAAAGAAAAAGGAAAAACUACGCCCCUGGAAUGUUGACACGAUCAGCACGUCUGGAUUCAGCAAAACUGUCAUUAACAACCCUCCACCGAAAAAAGAAGAGGAGCCACUGAGCGAGGAGGAGCAGGCUAAACGAUUGAAGGAAUUCACUGCUAAAUACGAGAGUCUUUUGAAGAAGUACGGUAUGCUACGCCGAUUCGAAGACAGCAAGAAAUUUUUGACGGAAUACCCUCAGUUGGUGUGCGAAGACACCGCCCAUUAUCUGCUGAUCUGGUGCAUCAACCUGGAGAUGGAAAGCAAAAGCAGUUUGAUGGAGCACGUCGCUCACCAGUGCAUUUGCAUGCAGUUCAUCAUGGAGCUGGCCAAGCACAUGAAAGUUGACCCGAGGGCUUGCGUGCCAGCGUUCUACAAGAGAAUGGAGAGCUCUGAAGCUGAAUACUUGGCAAGUUUCAACGACGAACUUAACAGUCUGAAGGAGAGGAUCCGCACCAGGGCCAAGCAGAAGCUGCAGCUAAUCAUGGAGGAGAUAGAGGAGGAAGAACGACAGAAGCGGCUUGGACCAGGUGGCCUAGAUCCAGUGGAGGUGUUUGAGUCUCUUCCGAAAGAGCUGCAAGAUUGCUUUGACAGGAAGGACAUCCCCAUGUUGCAGCAGGUACUGAGUACCAUGCCUGAGGAGGAAGCCAAGUAUCAUCUGAAGCGAUGCAUCGACUCUGGAAUGUGGGUUCCUGAUGGAAAGAAAAAGGAAGCAGAGGAGGCUGUCAAGGUCCCAUCCAGCUCUGCUACUGAUGAUGGUCCAGAUGUUGAUUAACUUAACUAUCAAGACAAAAUGUAUGCUUUUGCAAGCAUUUCUUUUCUUAUUAAUUGCGUCAAAAUAAGAGUUAGUUUCACUGUUGUAAAUAUGUUUAUGGAAUUAUUAAAAUAAAAUUGAUGCCAUUUAUUAAA
Messenger RNA from Cloeon dipterum, 1345 nucleotides. RefSeq names its product cell division cycle protein 37 (gene Cdc37). The coding region runs from base 138 to 1211 and encodes 357 amino acids. Gene Ontology annotation, cellular component: cytoplasm. The record is from RefSeq and is a predicted model, not a curated record. Gene Ontology annotation, biological process: protein folding; protein stabilization. Gene Ontology annotation, molecular function: protein-folding chaperone binding; heat shock protein binding; protein kinase binding. Lineage: Eukaryota; Metazoa; Arthropoda; Insecta; Ephemeroptera; Baetidae. The transcript has 2 exons.